GUUAUCGUCCCCCCCCCCACGCAAUCCCAGGUGCACCUUGGUCCCCAUCGUACCGCCUCGCCGCACGAGAAGGAGCGCGAGGUGGCGGCGUCUCCGAUGAACGGGCAGGAGCGGACGAGGACAGCGACUCCGGAGUUUUCGGUGACUUUGGGUCUUCCGGCUGGUGCUGAAGACGGGGCAUCGUUUGCGGCGGCAACCACGGUGUACGUGUUCCACGUGGGAGAUACAGCGUUCCUGUCCCGCCCGCUAGAGAUGCCUGCUCAAGGUGUCACCUUCCACGACGAAGAUAAAUUGGCAGCUCUUUUUGCAUGGGCUGGCAUCAAACAACUUGUCCGUGCACAAUUCCCCCCACCGCACACCGUUGCUUUCGGGCACAUCUACCACACACCGUACCUCGCGAAACUUCCGCCUUCUUCGCGGCAGUCCGUGUUCCAGCUGUUGUUCGCUCUCCGUCGUGCCACCUUUCAUGAAGGUCCUCAAGGAACGUCGGUGGUGACCCAGGAGGGAGGACUCCAGCUGCCUCUUGCUAGGGCUGCUUCGACCAACGACUUCAAGCACGAUCUACCAGCCCCCCGGCAGGCCUCUUCACGCCUUGCACAUGGUUCUGGGGAAAACAAGGAUUUCAGUAAGUCGGCGGCUCCGGUGUCCAAGAGCUGGAAGAACCGUUCGGGCGACCGGGAUUCGACGGCCAAGAGCAGGACGGACGACCACCACCGCUUCACCCAGUCUUCGCGAGGGCGCGGCGUCGGAGAUCACAGGCGAGGGCGAACCGUGGGAAACCAGCCUACGAGGUCUUCGCCGGCGAGUCGCCAUCGCCGGAGCAGGAGUCGGAGCGCAGAGCGACAACAGCGCACCAAUCCUUCGUCUAGGCGUGGGCGCAGCCGGAGCGGAGACCGUCGUGGGAGAAACACGCCUUCGUCUAGGCGUAGGCGUAGCCGGAGCCAGAACCAGAGCGGGGGCAAUAGCAGGGCGACCAGCACUGACAGCAGUCGCGGUGGGAAAGGGCGACGGAGGUCAGGCCACGGUAACAGGCAAGUGAUGUAUGAUCGAGGCGUGGGCGCAGCCGGAGCGGAGACCGUCGUGGGAGAAACACGCCUCCGUCUAGGCGUAGCCGGAGCCGGAGCCAGAACCAGAGCGGGGGCAAUAGCAGGGCGACCAGCACUGACAGCAGUCGCGGUGGGAAAGGGGGACGGAGGUUAGGCCACGGUAACAGGCAAGUGAUGUAUGAUCGAGGUGAUUUUCGUAGCUCUGGGUUGUUGGGGGAAAGUAAGGAUGCUUCAGAAGACGGUUCUCUCUGUUCUUCACCGCUUGCUCUACGCCCUCCCGCUAAUGUAGGCCAACCGACCAGGUCUUCUUUGGCUUUCAAACUUGCCAACAUGCAACUUCGUGAACGUUCAGCCGCUGUGAAAAGCCAUGCCCCUGCCCAUGCCGUUAUGGAUCAUCCCGCAUCUUCCUUGCCUUUGGACGAACCUGUUCAGUCACCACACCAUGCUGCAUCACACGCCUCGACUUCGGCCUCCCGUACUGAAACGCUGUUGGAACAAGUACUCACUCUCCUGCGAGCAAAUCAAGUAGUGGAUGCUGCUGCCGACGCGAAUGUACAACCUCCUGUGCCCCCCCACGCUCCUAGCGUGCCACCACCUGCCCCAUCUUCUUCCCCACCAACGCGUCCGGCACCGAUGCAAGACCACGCUUCGAGCUUUUCGGGAGCUCCUGUGGGACGCGAUGUUCGUGCCGAAACCGCUGCCAGGACCACGCCAGCAUCAUCAUCAUCAGCCACGAGGUCGGCGACAGUACCGGUCGAGCCUGCGGUGGCACAGUCAGCGUCGACAGCCCCAGCCCUGUUGCAACAGCCUUUGGUGGUAUCGCCCCCCCCCCUCCAGCGUGCGUCUGUUCUGAUUGAUCCUGACUCUGCAACCGGCCACAUCGUCGAGCCACCGAGUCAAGCGGCAUCACCGGUGCCACAGGACGAUGCUGGGUUGCCUUUGUCUUCCACGGGAGCGAGAGCGAGACAGGAGGCUCUGCACGCUGCGGACGCCGCUGCAGCGGAGGCCGACACCAUUCGCAUUCAAGACAAGAUGGACAAGCUGAAGCCAGAACAACUUGAUAGUGUCACACGCUUGCCCCUCGGUCCUGAUCCUUAUGAAUUUGCUCGGUUCGCGUCUAGCUGCAAGGGUGUGGUCACAGAGAUCCUCAACAAAAGCGACGUCAAGCGCAAGCAGACUUUC
This is a messenger RNA of Ectocarpus sp. CCAP 1310/34, 2228 nucleotides long. The record is from the annotation of a GenBank genome assembly. NCBI's taxonomy places the organism in Eukaryota, Phaeophyceae, Ectocarpales, Ectocarpaceae.